CUGAAAACAGCCAUAAAUCAUGCAGCCUUCUACAAUGCAGCUUUCAUCACAACUCUCGGCGGGAAGUCCUCGGCAAGGAUUUUCUUCUCUAAGAACACGAAUUGAUUUCGAAGCUGCUCACGGCAAAUUACCCAGAAGGUUUCCGAAAACCUUAAACAGUUUCAAUGAGCGAGGCCCUCUCGCGGCCCCUCAAGUUCCCCCGCUUGAUCGCGAGGUUGAGGACGCCCUUCUUUAUUUGAUGCGAUUUCCUGUCACUAAAUUUCUUGAUGUGAUGCGCCCUUCCUCCCGCGAGAAGCCGCGGUAUCUGCUGAUCUCCGAGCUGCUGGGUGUGCUAAUCCGCCUUAGCGCGGGGCGCCUCAUGCUCAGCGCACUAGGGCUUGAGGAGGAGCAGGAGGCGGCGGGCUUUGAUGAUGAGGAGGAGGGGACUGCUGCUGCUGCUGCGGCUGCUGCGGACCCCAGGCCCUGGCCAGGGCCGGUGGAGCUGGUGGUGCUUCAAUCCCCCACGGGAGCUGUUGACGAUGUGCUGAGUGCCCGCGAAACGGCGCUGACCUACGGCCUGCUGGCUGGCAUGGCGGAGGGCUGCACGGCGGCCAUGCUUGUAGAGGUGAAGGCGCUGCUAAGCUUCGACCACCUGUGGCAGGCACUGGCCACCGGCAUCGCACUGGCGCGUUCGAACGCAAUCACUGCAGCCGCCGCUGCCGCCGCCGCCACCGGCCCUGGCGCGAGCUACCCGGCGGCGCCGGUGCAGGUGGUGGUGACGGACACAAAGGACUGGAUGUUCUUUACCAUCGAGGCGGUGGGCGCCGCGACCAUUGGCGGCGGGAAUGGCGGCCACGCCGGCGGCGCCGCUGGUCAUGGCACCGCCGGUGGCGGUGGUGGCGGUGGCGUCGCGACUGGCAUUGACUUCACAACCAGCAACGGCGAGACGUUUCGCAUGUCCAAUUGCAGCGUUCUGCAAACCACAGGCCUCUUCAAACCGACACCUGACACCGGCAACCUGAUCCAGCUGAUGUACCGCCUCUUCACGGGCCUGUACCCGGGCAUGGUCAUCAGCAGCCUGCCCGCGGCCGUGCGCGAGGCCGAGGAGCGCACGCGCCAGGCCGCGGACGGCUGGCUGAAGGAGAUGAAGGACUCGCUGUCGCGGGCGGAGGCGCUGCGUCGUCGCGUGCAGUAGCAGGCAAAGGCUGUAGCAGGGCAGGCGCCGGGGUGGCGGCAGCUCCGGGUCCGUGCGGGCUGGGGGUGCUAAGGGCGGUCACGGUGGUGGGUCCGGAGCCCUACCUGGCGCCGCGUGUAGGUGCUGUCAAUGGGACGGUUGGAUCCGCCAGUCACACCACAGCGCUGUGAGCACGGACAAGGCAUCGCAUGGCAUGGUAUGGCUGGUAACGGGGUGCAAUUGUGAGGGGUAGGUCGUCGCUCACCAUGUACUGUACCAUGCCCAUGCCAGCGUUCUGACGUUUGUGUAAAGCGUGUGUGUUGAUCUCACCUGACGGCACUGGAGUGCGUGUGAAGUGCUGACGUCUGCUCGCACGUCAGGUACCAGUACCGAACAUGCUACGGGGAGGCAAGGACUUUUACUCAGUGUGACACAGCUUUGAGCGGCGGGCUCUUUAGCAUUGAAUCUAAUGACGGAGCUUUCAGCAAUGGGCUCUUUAGCAUUGAAUCUAACGACGGAUGCGAGCUUGUGCGUCAGAUGCUUUAGGUGGAAUAGGUGGAACGUUGUGGCGAGGCAGGACACGAGGCCUUGUGAGGAGCAUGCGUGCUGCGCAAGAUGCUGUGUGCUGCAACCUAUCGUGUACUGUACG
This is a messenger RNA of Chlamydomonas reinhardtii, 1802 nucleotides long. RefSeq lists its product as uncharacterized. NCBI's taxonomy places the organism in Eukaryota, Viridiplantae, Chlorophyta, Chlorophyceae, Chlamydomonadales, Chlamydomonadaceae. The record is from RefSeq and is a predicted model, not a curated record. The transcript has 4 exons. The coding region runs from base 272 to 1174 and encodes 300 amino acids.